Molecule: messenger RNA, 2415 nt
Organism: Dictyostelium purpureum
Lineage: Eukaryota; Evosea; Eumycetozoa; Dictyosteliales; Dictyosteliaceae
Exons: 1
Coding region: 1-2415 (804 amino acids)
Source: RefSeq, a predicted model, not a curated record
AUGCGUAACAAAAGACGUUUACAAAAAUCAAUAAGAUAUUACAGAAAUGACGAUAGUGCAUUAGACUAUAAUAUCAUUCAACAAAUGGAUGAACAAAAGAAAACCAUGUUAGAAAAUGAUAGUGGGAGCGAAGGCGAAAGUGACAAUGAGAGUGACAAGAAAUUAAAGAGGUUAAAAAAUAUAGAAAGAAUACAUAACAAUAAUUAUAUAAAUAGCUUUAACAAUUUUAUAAAAAAUGAUAAAGAUAUUAUAAGUAGCUUUAAAGAGAUGAAUUUAAAUAGUGAUCAGUUAAAUAAAGAAAUGGAACCUUUAGAAAUAUUAUUUUGGAGAAUUUUUAGAAAUGUGUAUUUAAAUAAAAAAGUUUUUUCAUUUUUAAUUUCCAAAAAAAAUCAUACAUAUGAUGUGAAUUUCUGUGUGCCAAUUAUUUACAGAGACUUCCCAAAUGCAAGUGAAAUUAUUAUGGAUAAAGUGAAAUCUGGUAGCUAUUUAUCAUUUGGUAAUGAGAGUUUAGACCAACAGCAUGGUUUUGGUUUAAUUUUUCGACACAUUCAAGAGGAUAACGAAUACAAUAGAAAUUUUUAUCAAAAGCUUUUUGAAAAUUAUUCAAAUUAUUUUAGCAGUAAAGAAUUAUCUACAAAAAUCAUCGAAGCACAUAAUAUAUUAGCAUUUAAUGUUUUAAAUCCUGUCGAAAUAGACCCCGUUUACAUACCACCAAUUACAAAUUACCAAUCUUUCAAAAUGAUAAAUCAUCUACUUAAAAAAGGCCAUUAUGCAAACUUUAGAUUUCAUGACUUUAACCCUUUUGCUGACUCUAUCAAAUUAAAGCAUAUAUUAAAAAUGGUGAAAAAAAUUAGUUUAAGCCAAAGAAGUAUCGAUCAAAAUACAAUUAAUGAAAUUACAAAUCCAAACAAUUUUACAAAAGAUCAAUUAAGUUCAACUAUUAAUCAAUUAUUAGAUACCCAAUCAUCACUAAUUAAUAACAGACCAUCUAAUAGACACAUGGACGCAAUUAAAAUUUUAAUUUUAAAAAACCUAAACAUUUUAUUAAAGGAUUUGCAAAGCGUAGAUACCAAAAUUCCACUCGACUACUAUUUAUUAUUUGAAGAAAAGGAAGUAAUUUUCAACAAACUCUCAGAAUUAUUUUUCCUCAAUUAUAUCGAUUAUAAUAUUGUAAUUAAAUCAAUGUGCAGUUUUUUAAAAUUUGGUAAAUUCAAUAAUAUCGAUCCAUCAAUCUUUUCAAAUCAUUUUAAUAUUGUAUUAAAUAAAUUUAAAAAUGGUUGUUUAAUGAAAACAAUAUUUAAAACAAUUUUUGAAACAAAUAAUAUCAAUUUCAUCGAUGUCUUGCUCCAACCAAACUCUACUCUGCUCGCACACUAUGCCCCUCAAAUAAUUCAAUCAAUCAAAUCCACUCAAAUUUUAGAUUAUUUUUUCGAAAAACAUCAAAAUUUAUUAUUUUCACCAGGUAACAGCUAUUGGUUUUAUGUCACAGAAACUCCAAUAAUAGAACACUACGAAAAACUUAUGACAAGCUUGAAAAGAACCUUUUCUAUGGUUACAAGAGAUUGCAAUCCUUUUGGUUACGACUCUUUGGAUUUCAAAAACUCAUUAGAUCUUUUAUUAAGGGCAAUGAAUAAACCAGAGCUUUACUCUUUUCCAACACAAAUAGAUAUCACUCCUUUGGUUAACGUCUUUUCAUAUUAUUUAGAAAAAAGCAAGCAGGAUACAAUCAUUUCGUUAAUAAGAUCAAAUAGAUUCGGUACAAGGUUCAGUUUAGAUAAAAUAACAAAAAUAUAUCGUACAGUAAGUAAGGCUUACCCAAAGUUAAAUAGAAUUGGAUAUUGGAUUUUAGAAAACUUAAUAGAAUUAAAACCAGAUAAAAAUUAUCUUUAUACAACCGAAAGAUUUUACAAUUUACAGGUUUAUACUGAUAAUGGUACAGUAGAAAUUUUUUUAAGUACAAAAGAUUUGCUAAGUAUUUAUAUUCAAACCGGCAACUAUAAUGAAAUAUUCAAAAUGGAUGUUUUGAAAUUCGACCAACUUAUCAAUGCAAUUCCAUCAUUUCAAGUUAAUGUAGAAUUAAUAGACCUAGUACUAAAAGCUUAUAUGCAAACUAUACCUGGUGACUCAUUCUUUGUAUCAACUUUUAAAGACAAUUUUUCCAAAUUAAUAUUCGAAUAUGGUAACGCACCAUUACUUUUACACCUAGUUUCAAAAUAUAAAGAUACCAUCUUUUAUAAUUUGGGAUUUAAAAAAAACGAUUUUGACAUAUUUUUAGAAAGAGCAUUGAAGUUACAAAAUUUCGAUUUGGUAGAAAUAAUAUUAAAAAGCUUUGAAAGAACAAUAGACAAAUACGAUUUAAAAAGAAUUGUUAGCAAAGACUCAAAUAUUUAUAAAAAACUAAUAGAUAGAUUUUAA